ACACCAACAAGUUCUUCCUGCAUCAAGACCGGCAAGAUGGCGGCGGACACGCAGGUUUCAGACACACUGAAGAAGUUUGCAGUGAAGGUGACAACAGCCAGUGUGAAAGAGCGCAAGGAGAUAUUCGGAGACCUGAAACAGUGUAUACAGGGCAAAGAGUUACCAGAGCCUGCCAUUAGAGGACUAUGCAAGCUCUUCUGCCUCACUCCACACAGAUAUCGGGAUGCUGCAUCACGCAGAGAGCUGCUCUCCGUUAUCGCCCAGCUGGCUGAGAGUCAGCCUGACAUACUGGUAACCAGCCUCCUCCAUUGCCUGCUCAACAGUGGAGUCAUCAGCAAAUCUGGAGAGCCCAGUAAAGGCACAGGAUCUGCCGCCUUCAUUGGCCUGUCUUGGACCUGCCUUUUAGUGCCCAGUGUUUUUUCUGCCCCAGAGAAAAGAGAAGGGCCAACCUGGAAGAAAAUGGUGGAGGUUCAGAGCCUUCUUGUGGCUGAGGUGUUGGGUGGAGCCAAGGCCACAGCUAAGAAGUCAAGCCUCAAGAAUCUGAGUCACCUGUGGGAGGAGAAUCCCGGGAUGGUCGAUCAGUACAUCAGCACCCUGUUGACUCUGGAGCAGAGCCCUACGACUCUGGCUUUGCUGGGGGUGUGUCUCGACUUCUGCUCUGCUCAAAAGGACAACUCUACCAUAGGGAAACACAGGAGUGCCCUGCUGGACCUGUACGUAAAAUCAGUCCUCAUGAGCAAGACGAAACCACAACAGCACAUUUUGGACAAAAGCGCCUCCUUACUGCGUCACGUGUCUCACUCUGAGUUCAAGGAGAUGCUGCUUCCCUCUCUGCAGAAGACAAUGCUCCGCAGCCCAGAGAACGCCAUGCAGACUGUUUCCUGCCUGCUGUCUGCUGUAACGAUCGACCUCAGUCAGUAUGCCAUGGAUAUUGGAAAAGCGCUUGCAAGCCAGCUGAAAGCUAAUAAUGCCCAGCUGAUGGAGGGAGCAGUCCAGGCUAUGCAGAACUUGGCUCAGCAGUGCAGCGACCCCACAGCUGUGCAGGAUAUUGUCACACAUCUCUUCAAGAUACUCGGAGGUUCUGAAGGAAAGCUCACAGUUGUUGCCCAAAAGAUGAGCGUGUUGUCAGGAAUUGCCAGCUGUGCCCAUCAUGCCGUGUCAGGAGCCUCCAACCAGACUCUGAGCUCUGCAGUCACUGUGAUGUUCAUCCCCUAUUUACAACAAGAAGUCCAUGAGGGCACCUUGGUGCAUGCGGUGUCUGUACUCUCCCAGUGGAGCAGCCGCCUCACGGUGGAAGUUCCCGUCGCUCUGCUGGAUUGGUUCAAGAAGGCGUUUACCCUGAAGACCUCCACCUCUCUGGUUCGACAUGCCUACCUUCAAGCCAUGCUGGGGGCCUUCAAAGGUGACACUCUGGCCCAAGCCUCAGAGCUCAUACCCUUGCUGCUCCAGACAGUUGAGAAGGCUGCGGCACAGAACUCCCAGCAUGCUCUGCUUGCAGAAGGUGUGGCAGCGUCUGUUCUUUUGAGUCGAUUGGCUCUCUUGGAGACACACACAGAGACUAAAUUCACCAGCUUUUGGAACCUGAUCUUGGAUGAGAAGAAGCCAUUAUUCACGACAGAGAAGUUCCUCUCCCAGGGCAGUGAAGAAACUCUGCUCACAGUGCUGCUGCUCUGUGAACGGCUGUUUUUGGAUCAUGCCCACAGGCUGAACACCAGCAAAACACAGAUGUAUCAUCAGGCCACAGUUGCAACUCUGUUGUCUCGGAGCUGGCGUGUGAGGAAGAGAGCACAGCAGACAAUCAGGAAGCUUCUCUCCUCUUUGGGUGGAUCCAGUCUUGCUCAUGGCCUUCUUGGAGAACUCCGGGUGAUCGUCAACAAACACAAAGUUUUACCUCAGGAUGUCCUGGUGUCAGAGUCUGGAGAGCUGACUGAGCUGGGCCGCAGCUACGUGCCCCCUCGUGUCCUGUUGGAUGCUCUGUGUGUUGUUUGCUCCUCUGCCAGCCAGUGGGGGGAUCCUGCUGAAGCAGAGAACUUGGCAAUGGAGACCCUCAUAGUUUCUCAUCAUCCAUCUAUAGUGGAAGCUCGCCGUGGCCUCUGGCCCGUUCUCCUCUCCUCCAUGAAAUUAAAAGCUGAAGAGUUUAUAGAAAAGAACCUGGAGGCUAUUUUGCCACAGCUGCUGGAAGUCAAUGCUGACAACCAGGCCGUCAGAAAUGCAGUGGGCUCCCUCUCCAGCCUCUCACCCAAUAAGCUGUUGCCAAGGGUGAUGACAUACAUUACUGAAGGGCUUUCCAAAUCCCCACUGCUUCAGGUCACCAGGGAGGAGUAUGCCAUUAUGUUAACACCUGAGGGAGAACUGUAUGACAAGAGCAUUAUCCAGAGUGCCCAGAAGGAAAACACUAAGAAAGUAAACAUGAAGAGAGAGAACAAGGCAUACUCGUACAAGGAACAGAUCAUUGAACUGGAGUUACAGGAGGAGCUAAAGAAGAAGAAAGGCAUCAAAGAGGAGAUCCAACUAACCAGCAAACAGAAGGAAAUGAUGCAAGUCCAGCUGGAAAAAGAGUCUGCUACUCGCAGAAGGCUUCAAGAGCUGGAUGUGGAGCUGCAGAGUGUAGUGGGGCUACUGGAAGCCAUCCUGAUAGAGAGUCCUGCUCAGAUCACCAGGGAGCUCCCUGCUGUCCUCCAGGUCCUAAUGCCCCUGCUGCAAUCCCCACUGGCUGCUCCAUGCAUCCAGCAGGUCUUCUUGGAUAUUGGAGUGUGCCUCAUGCCCAAGAAUCUUCACCAUCUGGCUGUACUUGUAGGUCAUGUGACUUUACGGUUGCUGAAGCCUGAGUGUGACCUGGAUAAGGCCUGGGAACAAGAGGACCUGGAUACAGCUGCUCACCGUACCGUGCUGCAGCUGCACAAUCACACCGUCCCACAGAGAGAGGGCAAGACUGCCGAUGUGGCUCCACUGUCUGCUCCUGCCUUUUCCUUCUGCUUCCCUCUCCUCAACGCUACACUCAGGGAGUCUUCAGGCAGCACUGAGGAGAAGGAGAACAUAAUGACCAGAGCGCUGCAAGUCAUUAACGAACACUCUCAGCUUCGGGCUGACACAAACUGUGAUGACAUGAUCAUAGAUGAGAACGGCCCAGAGCUGCUUCCACGUGUCAACAUGCUGCUGCUGCUGACCAGAAUUAUUUCCACUGCAACACCGAGACUCCAGGUGUUGGCUUCUCAGUGCCUGACAGCUCUGUGUGCCAGUGCUGGAGGAGGAGAGGGCUGCACUGUAGCAGAGCAGCCAGAGAUAGACGUCCUACUCAAUGCCCUGCUUUCACCCUGCUUCUCUGUCCGGGACGCUGCCCUCAGGGGGCUGUUAGAGAUGGAGUUUGCCCUGCCUACAGACUGCACAGAGGCCAGCGGGAUGAGUUUGCUACGCAGGCUUUGGGUUGCCAGGUUUGAUGUUGAAGAGGAAGGACGGGCCCUGGCUGAAAAGCUCUGGGAGUCUCUGGGUUUGGAGUUGGUCCCCGAGCUGUGCUCACUGCUGAUCGGAGACGUCACUCACCACGAGGAAGCCAUCCGCUCCGCUGCAGCUGAGGCUCUGUCGAGUGCCGUGUCCCAGUAUAGAGACCAGUCUGCCACAGUGCUUGGCCAGCUCACUGAGCUUUACCAUCAGAAACUCUAUAGACCACCUCCUGUGCUGGAUGCUCUGGGCAGAGUCAUCUCUGAAGCUCCACCUGACCAGUGGGAGGCCAGGUGUGGCAUUGCUCUGGCUCUGAACAAGCUGUCUCAGUACCUGGAUGAAUCUCAGGUCACCCCUCUCUUCCUUUUCUUCGUUCCUGAUGCUCUAAACGAUCGCCACACUGAUGUGCGGCGCUGCAUGCUGGACGCUGCCCUCUCAGCUCUCAACACACACGGAAAGGAUAACGUGAGCUCCCUGCUGCCAGUGUUUGAGGAGUUCCUGAAGAACGCCCCACAAGAUGCCAGCUACGACUCUGUCCGUCAGAGCGUAGUUAUUCUCAUGGGUUCCUUGGCCAAACAUCUGGACAAAAAUGACCCCAAGGUCAAACCCAUUGUAGCCAAGCUUAUUACUGCUCUCUCAACACCUUCGCAGCAGGUCCAGGAGUCUGUUGCCAGCUGUUUGCCUCCUUUGGUCCCUGCCAUCAAGGAGGAUGCUGCAGGGAUUGUUAAAAACCUGCUCCAGCUGCUGCUCGAGAGCGACAAAUACGCAGAGAGGAAAGGUGCAGCGUACGGGCUGGCUGGAUUGGUCAAAGGACUCGGGAUCCUGGCACUUAAACAGCAGGACAUCAUGACCACACUAACUGAUGCAAUCCAGGACAAGAAAAACUUCAGACGGAGGGAAGGGGCGCUGUUUGCCUUUGAGAUGCUGUGUAACAUGUUGGGAAAACUGUUUGAGCCCUACGUGGUCCAUGUGCUGCCACACCUCCUGCUUUGUUUUGGUGAUGGAAACCAGUAUGUUAGAGAGGCUGCAGAUGACUGUGCCAAGGCUGUGAUGAGAAACCUGAGUGCCCAUGGGGUGAAGCUAGUCCUGCCAUCCCUGCUGGUGGCGCUGGAGGAGGAGUCUUGGAGGACUAAAGCAGGCUCAGUGGAGUUAUUGGGUGCCAUGGCUUACUGUGCACCCAAGCAGUUGUCCUCCUGCCUGCCCAGCAUUGUGCCUAAGCUGACGGAGGUGCUGACUGACUCCCACGUGAAGGUGCAGAAGGCCGGCCAGCAGGCCCUGCGACAGAUUGGCUCAGUCAUCCGCAACCCAGAAAUCUUGGCCAUCACCCCCAUCCUAUUGGAUGCUCUCACUGACCCCUCCAGGAAGACCCAGACGUGCCUGCAGACGUUGCUGGACACCAAGUUUGUGCACUUCAUUGAUGCCCCCUCUCUGGCCCUCAUCAUGCCCAUCGUCCAGAGAGCCUUCCAGGACCGCUCCACUGACACUCGCAAGAUGGCUGCUCAGAUUAUUGGAAACAUGUACUCCCUCACUGACCAGAAGGACCUGUCACCAUACCUGCCCAGUGUUAUUCCUGGACUGAAGGCCUCCUUGUUGGACCCAGUGCCUGAGGUCCGUACAGUAUCAGCCAAAGCCCUGGGUGCCAUGGUGAAGGGGAUGGGUGAGUCCUGCUUUGACGACCUGCUGCCAUGGCUCAUGGAGACGCUGGCCUCUGAGCAGAGCUCUGUAGACCGCUCAGGAGCUGCACAAGGUCUGGCCGAGGUCAUGGCUGGACUGGGAGUAGAGAAGCUGGACAAGUUAAUGCCCGACGUAGUGCAGACUGCCAGCAAGGUGGACAUUGCUUCCCAUGUCAGAGAUGGGUACAUCAUGAUGUUCAUCUACCUGCCGCUCACUUUUGGAGAUAAAUUUACUCCCUAUGUUGGUCCCAUCAUCCCUUGCAUUCUCAAGGCCCUGGCUGAUGAGAACGAGUACGUCCGAGACACGGCACUGCGAGCUGGCCAGAGAAUCAUCAGCAUGUACGCUGAGACCGCCAUCGCGCUGCUGCUUCCUGAGUUGGAACAAGGACUGUUUGAUGACCUGUGGAGAAUCAGGUUUAGCUCUGUGCAACUGCUUGGCGACCUGCUGUUCCAUAUUUCUGGAGUAACAGGAAAGAUGACCACAGAAACCGCCUCAGAAGAUGACAACUUUGGAACUGCUGCAUCUAAUAAAGCUAUCAUUAGUGCUCUGGGUGUUGAGCGUCGUAACCGGGUCCUCUCAGGCCUCUACAUGGGCCGUUCAGACACCCAGCUAGUGGUUCGACAAGCUUCUCUCCACGUGUGGAAGAUCGUGGUGUCCAACACCCCCAGAACUUUGAGAGAAAUCCUCCCAACUCUCUUCACUCUCCUGCUGGGCUUCCUGGCUUCUACCUGUCCAGACAAAAGAACAAUCGCUGCUCGGACACUGGGUGAUCUGGUGAGGAAACUGGGAGAGAAGAUUCUCCCUGAGAUUAUUCCCAUCCUGGAGGACGGGCUGCGCUCUGACAAGAGUGAUGAGAGGCAGGGCGUCUGUAUCGGCCUCAGUGAGAUCAUGAAGUCCACCAGCAAGGACGCAGUGCUUGUUUUCUCUGAGUCACUGGUCCCCACAGUAAGAAAGGCUCUGUGUGACCCUCUGGAGGAGGUCCGGGAGGCCGCAGCCAAAACCUUUGAGCAGCUCCAUGCAACCAUCGGUCACCAGGCGCUGGAUGAUAUCCUGCCUACCCUGCUCAAACAGCUGGAUGAUGAGGAAAUGGCUGAGUUUGCUUUGGAUGGCCUGAAGCAGGUCAUGGCGGUGAAGAGUCGCUCUGUGCUGCCGUACUUGGUACCAAAGCUGACUGCUCCUCCUGUAAACACCCGAGUAUUGGCCUUCCUGUCUGCUGUAGCAGGAGAUGCUCUGACACGUCAUCUAGGGGUCAUCCUCCCCGCUCUGCUCUCCUCCCUUAAAGGAAAACUAGGAACAGAGGAUGAAGCGCAGGAAUUGUGCAGCUGUCAGACAGUGAUCCUUUCCGUGGAGGAUGAAGUGGGUCAGCGGAUCAUUAUAGAAGACCUGCUGGAGGCCACGCGGGGAGCUGAUCCUGGCCUGCGACAGGCUGCUGUCACCAUCCUCAACGCCUAUUUUGCUCGCACCCGCCUGGACUACAGUGCCCACACACGCAUGCUGCUGUCAGGCCUCAUCCGCCUUCUUAAUGAUUCCAACCCAGAGGUUUUGUCUCAGAGCUGGGACACCAUCAACUCCAUCACCAAGAAACUGGAUGCGAGCAGCCAGCUGGCUCUAAUCGAUGAUCUGCAUCGAGACAUUAGAUCAGUAGCUGCAGACGUGAAGGGUCAGCACCUGCCUGGUUUCUGUCUGCCCAAGAAGGGUGUGACCUGUAUCCUGCCAGUCCUGAGAGAAGGUGUCCUCACUGGCACCCCUGAACAGAAAGAAGAAGCAGCUAAAGCCUUGGGAGGGGUCAUCAAACUGACCUCUCCUGAGGCUCUGCGGCCUUCUGUUGUCAACAUCACUGGACCUCUUAUUCGUAUCCUGGGAGACCGCUUUGCCUGGACUGUGAAGACAGCUCUAUUAGAGACUCUCACUCUGCUGUUGGCAAAGGUGGGCAUCGCCUUGAAGCCCUUCCUGCCUCAGCUGCAGACCACCUUCCUGAAAGCCCUGCAAGAUUCGAGCCGUGCUGUAAGGCUGAGGGCGGCAGAGGCUCUGGGUCAGCUGGUUUCCAUCCACACCAAGGUCGAUCCACUCUUCACAGAGCAACUGUCUGCGAUCCGCAAUGCUGAGGACUCUGGAGUCAGGGAGACUAUGCUCCAAGCCUUAAGGUUCGUCAUCCAGGGGGCCGGAUCGAAGGUGGACCCAGCUAUCCGCAAAAACAUCACCACCACAUUGCUAGGCAUGUUGGGACAUGACGAGGAUGCAACUCGUAUGGCCUCAGCCGGCUGUGUUGGUGAGCUGUGCGCCUUCCUGUCAGAGGAGGAGCUGAAGAGUGUGUUACUUCAGCAUGUUUUAGCGGACGUGUCUGGUGUGGACUGGAUGGUGCGUCACGGUCGCAGCUUGGCCCUGGCCAUCGCUGUCAAGUCUGCUCCCGAGAAGCUGUGUGGGAACGAAUACUGUGAUUCUGUGACAGAGACCAUUUUGGCCAAUGCCACUGCUGACAGGAUUCCCAUUGCUACCAGUGGGAUCAGAGCUCUGGGAUACCUGAUGAAGCAUCAUUUGAGAACAGCGGGAGGCGGUGGUGUUUCCCAACACAUCAUUACACAGUUUGUUAAGUGUCUUCAGAACCAAUCGAGUGAUGUCAGACUGGUGUCAGAGCGGGUGCUGUGGUGGAUAUUCAGAGACCCAUCAGUGCCCUCCAUGGACAUAAAUCUCAUCAAGCCUCUGUUGAAGACUCUGCUGGACAACACCAAGGACAAGAACACCAGCGUCCGAGCUCAGAGCGAACACACAAUCGUCAACCUGCUACGACUCCGCCUGGGAGAGGAAACCAUGCAGAAUAUUACUGCCAUUCUGGACUCUGCAAGCAAUGAGCUUCUGUCAGAGUGUCACCGCAGGUCUUUGAAAAAAAUCGCCACCCAGCCAGACUCCAAUGAAGAGAUCGAUGAUACAAUCCUAACAUGAUGGACUUAGAUGAUGGAUGGUCUGAUCUGAAGACUGACAUAUUAAACAAAUCCAUGUAUGAGAACCACAGGCACACUCUGAGGCUGAGUAGUGUUUUGACUGUAUUCCCCAACAAGUGUCUUUUUUUUUUUUUUUUUUUUUUGUUAACCCCCUCCCCCACUUUAAAUCAUUGUUUUAGCGACAUUUAAGCCCACUUUUAUUUUAGUGUGACGCACAGGUUGUUCUGCUGUACUGAACAACAAUAGGAAGACACAACGCCAAAUCUGUUUUGAUAUUUCAGUGUUUUGCUACUUAUUUUACCAAAAUUAUUUCAGGUAUUGCCACUGUAAUGAAAUGAUGGCCCUUUCUUUAACUUUUAUUUGGACUUUGAGUGUGACGGUUGGGGAAAGCAACUUCUUAUAAAAACACAAAUCAUUCUUAUGUCAGUGAUGCAGUUGUAAAAAGGCAAUACAUAAUAAAAGGUUCUGGAUUUCA
Molecule: messenger RNA, 8526 nt
Organism: Archocentrus centrarchus (flier cichlid)
Lineage: Eukaryota; Metazoa; Chordata; Actinopteri; Cichliformes; Cichlidae
Gene: gcn1
Product: GCN1 activator of EIF2AK4
Exons: 57
Coding region: 37-8052 (2671 amino acids)
Biological process (GO): regulation of translation; cellular response to amino acid starvation
Cellular component (GO): cytosol
Molecular function (GO): protein kinase regulator activity; protein binding
Source: RefSeq, a predicted model, not a curated record